Priapulus caudatus is the source of this 3387-nucleotide messenger RNA. Its product is annotated as MAM and LDL-receptor class A domain-containing protein 1-like. The transcript has 17 exons. The record is from RefSeq and is a predicted model, not a curated record. Bases 3 to 2711 code for a protein of 902 amino acids. Lineage: Eukaryota; Metazoa; Priapulida; Priapulimorpha; Priapulimorphida; Priapulidae. Gene Ontology annotation, cellular component: membrane. Gene Ontology annotation, molecular function: protein binding.
ACAUGUGCAGCCACUUUUGGCAUCAAGAGCCUAACGAUUACGUGGAUGAACUUGACUGGGUACUGACAUCAGGAGGAACUCCAAGUACAGGGACCGGACCUUCUUCAGACCAUACUAUGCGCACUAAUCGAGGUCACUUCAUCUACGUCGAGUCGUCCACGAUGCACGACGCGGGCGACCGCGCGCAGAUCUCGAGCAGCGUCAUCCGCGGCACCAGCAGCCGCUGCAUGCUGCGCUUCUGGUACCACAUGUACGGAGCGACGACCGGCAGCAUCGUCGUCUACCGCCGCACGUCGUACGCACCAGGGGGCGCUCUCGUGCUGCUGAGCAUCGUUGGCGAGCAGGGCGACUUCUGGCAUCGCGCCGAGCUCGAGGCGAGCGACCCGAACAGCGAUGCCGACUUUGAGGUCGUCAUAGAGGGCGCCGUCGGUCUGUCCUACCACAGCGACAUCGCGCUCGACGACCUCUCGAUGACCCCGGAGUGCGUGGUGUCUGAUAAUCCGCUACCAGGGGGCACGACGGCGGCUAGCACGACCCCCGGCGCAUGCGGAGCAGACAAGUACACGUGCAACAACACGCUCUGCUACUCCGCGGCACAACGCUGCAACUUUGUUGACGAUUGCGGCGACAACUCCGACGAGGAAAUGUGCGGUACGGACUGCGACUUUGAGAACAGUCAGUGCGGCUGGUACAACGCUGCUGACUACGAGAUGAGGUGGCUGCGCAAGAAGGGCUCGACAGGCAGCUCAAGCACCGGCCCGAGCGUAGACCACACGCUCGGCAGCGCCGACGGCUACUACGUCUACAUCGAGACGUCGGGCGCGUAUGUCGACGGCGAGAAGGCGCGCCUGCACUCGGCGAACUACGGCGGCUCGAGCAGCGCGUGCACGAUCAAGUUCUUCUACCACAUGUACGGCAAGACGAUCCGCGACCUCCGUGUGCUCAUCAAGACUGGAGGUGGCCUAUCCUAUGAGAAGAUCUGGGAGGAAUCAGGCAACAAGACUGACAAGUGGCAUGCAGGCGAGGCGACGAUCGGAGCCCAGCGAGAGUUCGCGAUCGUGUUUGAGGCGAUACGCGGUGAGAGCUACACUGGAGACAUCGCCCUUGAUGACAUCACGUUCGAAAACUGCAAACUGGAUGACCCAGGCAAGGAGUGCUAUCCUGAUCAGUUCCCCUGUGAGGAUGGAAGCCAAUGUAUCGAGGACUAUGAGGUCUGCAAUGAGGAGAUCAACUGUUCUGACCAGUCUGAUGAGAAGAACUGCCCAUGGAGACAAGGAAACUGCGAUUUUGAUGCGGACCACUGGGAGAAGGAAUGCAACUACAAAAACAUGGAUGGUGCCAAUUUUAAGUGGGAAGCAGAAACCAAGUCUCCGCUGCCUGACAGUGGACCUGCACGUGAUCACACCCGUGGUGGCACUGGAAAGUUCCUGUACAUCAACAGUCCCAAGCAUUGGCCAGGAGACAUCGCGCAACUACUCACCCCAUCCUUCCCGCAGAGCACGUUAGAAUGCACCCUCAAGUUCUGGUACCACAUGUACGGCUCAGAUGGCCUGGGCACUCUCAAUGUUUACACAGAAGACAAGAAUGGACAGAGGGCGCUGAUGUGGAAAGCAACUGGUAACCAAGGCAACGAGUGGCAGUAUGCUCACAUCGUGAUUGGCCACAACAGUGAUUACUUUGUCGUGUUCGAGGCAACGCGAGGAGAUGGCGACAGAACCAUCAUAGCUCUCGAUGAUAUAAUAUUCUCGGAACCCUGUCUGGAACCAGGAGGCGUCACCGAGCCUCCGUCGCCAUGCAAGUACGAUCAGUUCCACUGCGUCGUCUCCGGAGAGUGCAUACCGUACACAUGGGUGUGUGAUGGCGACCUUGAUUGUGCAGAUGGCACGGAUGAAGUUCACUGUAACCACACAGCCAUACCGACAGGCACUGCGAAGACAACGCCGUGGGUGACAGACUAUCCUGGAGAGCCACUACAACAGGGAGACUGCGAGGACAACUACCUUCAGUGUAAUGACGGAACAUGCAUCGCUUACAUCUAUGAGUGUGAUGGCAAUCCAGAUUGCAAGCAUAGCGAGGAUGAAUUGCAAUACUGCCCAUAUCACACCUGCGACGAUGGAUACUACUUUUGUCGAGACUCGAUCAACCACUGCAUUCCUCUGGACGAGCGCUGCAACAAUGACACAAACUGCUUCACUGAUACCUCGGAUGAGAUGUUCUGCUCUGAAUGCAUGGCCGAUUUCUGCAAGAACAGCGGUAAUUGCACCGUUAGCGGACACGGUCCGAUUUGCUCGUGCCCACCAGAAGUUGGUGGAAACAGGUGUCAACAUGCAAUUCAUCCGACUGGGGCACCAACACACCAUACCAACUGGCUAGUCGGCGUCAUCAUCACAGGAUCACUGUUGGCCUUGUUGCUUAUCAUAGCAGCCGUCUACUACUUCUUCCGCCGGAAACAGAGAAGAACAACAGCCAAGACGCGGGCCGCCCUAGGUCAUGUAGACUUGAACCCUGUUUAUGAUGGCUUCGGGGAAUCACAGAUGUGUGAUUUCGGUAAUGACGAUAUAGUAAAUAUUGACACGGAGAAUUUGACUACGAUGAAGUGGAGCAAAGCAAAGCUAGAUCUGGCAAAACCUGAUGACACUGCAACUCCUGGUGCUCUAGGCAUUGACAAUCCAUUGUAUGAAGAAGACAACUCAACAUCCAGCAAGGCAUAAGGAAUAGUUAUAUCGUAGUUGAACUCAAGGCAUCACACACUCUCAAUUUCCCAUUAAUUUAAACGUAAAAUGGAGCGUUGCACACAGUAAAUUAGGCUUGUUGUCCGUUUAGAUUUAGAUUGACUCCCCAUACUAUUAUUCACAUGUAACAUGCAUUACGUGUAAAUAUGGGUAAUUAAUAAGGAAACUUAUAUGAAGUUCAAGAAGAUAGUUUAAUGCUUUAAUGGACCGUUUCGUUCAAUAUAUAUAAAUAUAUAUAUAGUAAACUGUUGCAGUGUGCUAGAUGCUAAAGUUCAGGUGAAGAUCACACAUCACAAAUUAAAUAUUGCGCGUUAUUAUAUGUAAUGUGUAUAAUAUGAUAUGUGAUUAUAUAGGAUUUACACGUUUACGAAUAUCCAUGUAUAUCUUUAGAUAACUAAAAUAAUGAAACCUAGCUUCCAAAGUUAUUAAUCGAUUGUUAUAUUAAUGCGAUAUAUAUUAGUUACAUUAUAUAAAUGUUUUGUUGAAAAUUAUAUUAGUAUUAAAAACUGUUAACUAUCGGAUAACCUGUACGAUGGACAACUGAAAUCUAAACUGUGAUUUUUAUGCAAAUCAAAAGAUAUAUUAAAUUCUGUUUAUAGAAUAACUGACCAUAUUGUCUGUACGUUGAUAAACGUAAUAAAUUUUAAAUGUUAUU